Messenger RNA from Cavia porcellus (domestic guinea pig), 1167 nucleotides. RefSeq names its product insulin-induced gene 2 protein-like. The transcript is spliced from 3 exons. Lineage: Eukaryota; Metazoa; Chordata; Mammalia; Rodentia; Caviidae. The record is from RefSeq and is a predicted model, not a curated record. Gene Ontology annotation, cellular component: SREBP-SCAP-Insig complex; endoplasmic reticulum. The coding region runs from base 50 to 670 and encodes 206 amino acids. Gene Ontology annotation, biological process: SREBP-SCAP complex retention in endoplasmic reticulum; cellular response to insulin stimulus; SREBP signaling pathway.
CAGAAGAUGGCGGAGGCGGGGGAUUACUGCUUACUGAACUUAUGAAACUAUGGCAGAAGGAGAGACGGAGUCACCUGGCCCCAAAAAGUGUGGCCCAUAUGUCUCAUCUGUCACUAGCCAGAGUGUAAACUUGGUGAUUCGAGGAGUAGUCUUGUUUUUUAUUGGAGUAUUUCUUGCAUUAGUGUUAAAUUUGCUCCAGAUUCAGAGAAAUGUGACCUUAUUUCCACCCGAUGUAAUUGCGAGCAUCUUUUCUUCUGCGUGGUGGGUACCACCAUGCUGUGGCACAGCUUCAGCUGUGAUUGGAUUAUUAUACCCCUGCAUUGACAGGCAUCUAGGAGAACCACAUAAAUUUAAAAGAGAGUGGUCCAGUGUAAUGCGGUGUGUAGCUGUCUUUGUUGGUAUAAAUCAUGCCAGUGCUAAAGUGGAUUUUGAUAACAUACAGUUGUCUGUCACACUGGCUGCACUCUCCAUUGGACUGUGGUGGACUUUUGAUAGAUCUAGAAGUGGUUUUGGCCUUGGAGUAGGAAUCACUUUCUUGGCAACUGUGGUCACUCAACUGCUAGUUUAUUAUGGUGUUUACCAGUAUACAUCUCUAGGUUUUUUCUAUGUUCGCUCCUGGUUACCAUGUAUAUUUUUUGCUGGAGGCAUAACAAUGGGAAACAUUGGUUGACAAUGGGCAAUGUAUGAAUGUAAAGUUAUUGCAGAAAAAUCUCAUCAAGAAUGAAGAAGGCAAAAAUAUAUCUUUUGUACAGAAAAACAAGAAGAAAAGAGCAUGUAAAUUAUAUAAACAAAGUUUUGGACUGUAAAAUUUCCAGGAUGCAGUUUUUCCCUUGAUUGGUGUAUAUAGACACACACACACGCACGCACCCACACAGGCACACACACAAAACACACAUUACUACUGCAAUCUGUGAUUGCUUCAUCUGUAAAUCAGUUAUAAACCUUUAUGUAUUUGACUUAAAAACUGUAAGAUAUAUGUGCAUUACAUUAAAAACAUUAAUUAGUAAAUGCGUUUUUUAAUUUCUUAGAUAUACUAUACAUUUUAUUGCAAUGUUAAUGUGCCAAAAUAUUCUAUUACUGUCAUCUAAGUGUUUAAGAAUGCUUUGAACAAUUUAUAAACUUAGUGAAAUAAAAUAAGAGGAAUGCCAAAAAUAAAAAGCAAAUGGG